Molecule: messenger RNA, 933 nt
Organism: Hyaloperonospora brassicae
Lineage: Eukaryota; Oomycota; Peronosporomycetes; Peronosporales; Peronosporaceae
Source: the annotation of a GenBank genome assembly
AUGGAAGCAGCAGCAGCAGCAGCUCAAGAGCUGCUCGCGCACGAAGCGCCGUUCACGCACUGGGCUCGCUAUGUGGAGCUGCGCAUUGGUCGUGCGUCUCGCGUUGUGGCCGUGGAGCAGGACCCCGACUCGUUUGUGCUGGGGGCGACCGUGUGGGACAGCAGCAAGACGCUCUUCCAGUUCAUCGAGCGUCAUCCCGAACGGUUCGAGGGCCUUAUGUCUAUCUGUGAACUCGGCGCUGGCUGUGGAGGCCUCGCGGGCAUCGCCAGUGCGAUCGUCACUCACGGACUGGCCGACGUCGUGCUUACGGACGUUGGACCGGUGCUCCCGUGGCUUCGACGCAACGUGCGAGCGAACCUGACGGAUCGGGAGCGACAGCGCGUCCGAGUCGAGCAAUGCGUGUGGGGCACGCCGGUGACGAGGCUGAAGGCGCCGUUCGACUGCCUCUUGUGUGCGGAUGUCGUGUACGAGAAGGCGUGUGUCAAGCCGCUCGUGCAGUCUCUGCUGGCUCUGUCGCACCGUAAGACUGUGAUCUUUGUGGCGAACGAGCGACGGGCGCCAGCGGUCCGAGCAGAGUUCAUGCGGUACCUGGACACGUACUUCCAGUGGCAGGAAGUGCCGGCGGGAGCGCUCGAGGUCGAUGGUCGGAAAGAGACGAUCGAAGUGUUUGAGCUGAGACGCAAGAAGCGUCGCGUGCCGCGGGAGAUGCGGAUCGGAACUGCGUCAGAGGAUUGGGACCAUCACAAGGGGCUGCACGAUGACGGAGAUGGACAGGACACGAGUCCGUCCGAUGUGUGGAACGAUCUGCUGCGAGACUUGUCAUCGGAUCGUGCACAUGGCAGCAAAGUGGGUGUCUGCGACGGCAGCAGCAGCAACGACGACAACAGCAACGACGACAACAGCAACGACGGCAACAACAACGGCACUUGUUAG